Vanessa tameamea is the source of this 1585-nucleotide messenger RNA. RefSeq names its product enhancer of mRNA-decapping protein 4-like. Gene Ontology annotation, biological process: deadenylation-independent decapping of nuclear-transcribed mRNA. NCBI's taxonomy places the organism in Eukaryota, Metazoa, Arthropoda, Insecta, Lepidoptera, Nymphalidae. The record is from RefSeq and is a predicted model, not a curated record. Bases 77 to 1522 code for a protein of 481 amino acids. The transcript has 8 exons. Gene Ontology annotation, cellular component: P-body.
CCUACCAAAGCAACACAUGAUUACAUCUGAAUUGUCUACUUCUUGAAACAACAACUGAGCCCUCAAUAAAAAUAAAAUGUCUUCGCAUUUUAACUCGAACCUUACAAAAUCAAGAUCAGCAGAUACUUUAAACACACCAAAUGAUCGUUACGUGAAAAGAGAAAAAUCAUAUGAUCGUUUUUGUGACUAUUUUAAUCGCGAUAAUCAUUUACAAAGCGAUUCAUCCCAGGAUAUUUGCGUUAUAAUUGAUGACCGUUCAGAUGUAUCUUCAAUUGAUAAAGAACAAUUAGACAGUGGAGUUACGUACACAUCCCAAUUAGAUGAUGAAAAUCUGUCAGCUUUGGAUGAGAAAAUAUGUAAGCUAAAUAAUUUGCUGCUGGAACAGCAUCUUUUAUUAAAAGCACUGAAGGAAGACCUGCUCAGUUCUAAUUUAGUCUUGAGCAAAUUAACAUCGGCUCAACGACCGGACUCACCAAAGGAUUCUACAAAUACAUCAGAUGAUGCAACGAAAGUCUUAGCAGAUGCUACACAGUUUGACGGCAAAAGAAUACGCUCCAGAGAUCUGAUAGACGCAAAAACGACACAAACGCAAAAUGUCGAUAUACAAAUUCGACAGGUUCUCAAUGACUUCCUACAAAGCGAUGAUCUAAAGGACCGAAUAGCAUCAGCAACAGCAGAGAGUGUGAAAGAGGUUAUCAGUAAUUGUUUCUCUGCCACUUUCCCCAGUGCUUACAUACCCAUCAUGCAACAAUCACAUCGCCGACUGCUCAGACACGUUACAAGAACAUUAGAGAAUGCAUUCAAUGAACUAGAAGCAGGAUCUUCGUUUUUCAAAUCAGUGAAUAAAACUUCACGGUCGCUUCGAGUAGCAUUAGAGAAACACCAAGUUCUUUUGGAGAAUAACAAGUCAGGAAUCUUUGAUAAUUUGCAAAGCACGUUACAAAUAAUUUUAAAAAAUGAACUCAAAGAAUGGCGGGAGCAAUUAUUAGGCAUACUAAUGCCACAGUUGCAAACAGACGUUUGGGAUGAAAAUUCUGCCCUACACGAGAUAGAAAUAUUCUCUCAUAUCAGCCCACCGCAACCGGCCGAUCCCGAAAGAUCGAUAAUUGAUCAAUUAAUGAAAUCAGCGGAGAUUAACAAACAGAUAAAAGAAGGCGACAUUAAUAAAUCCUUCGAGGAAGCUCUAUCGUCCUCGGAUUUGUCCCUUGUGAUGGCAGCUUGCAAGGCUGCCGACUUGGAUAAGGUGUUCUCUACGCCAUGCAGUCUAAAACAGUCAGUGUUGUUGUCUCUAGUUCAACAACUCGCUACUGAUAUGGUCCACGAUACUCAACUUAAAUGCAGAUAUUUGGAAGAAGCGUUAAUAAAUCUAAACCCAUCAGAUCAAACUACACGCAUGCAUUUACCUUUGGUUGUUGGAGAAGUUCACAAACACCUAUCGAAAUUCCUUCGAUCUUUUCCAAGUCAUGUAGCGAGUCGUCGUAUAAGCUUAAUCAUCAUGGCUGCUAAUAAUUUAUUAAAAUAAGUCAUAUGCAAUUAUUAUUAUUAUUGUAUUAUUCUGAGUUGAUUUUGAAUAAAGUUUCUGAAA